Ceraceosorus bombacis is the source of this 2264-nucleotide messenger RNA. The record is from the annotation of a GenBank genome assembly. NCBI's taxonomy places the organism in Eukaryota, Fungi, Basidiomycota, Exobasidiomycetes, Ceraceosorales, Ceraceosoraceae.
AUGCCAGCCGCAUCUCGAGAGACGGUCUCCAAAGAGACUCGUAUUGCCAUCGUAAAUUCUGACAAGUGCAGACCGAAGAAGUGCAAACAAGAGUGCAAAAAGUCAUGUCCCGUAGUGCGCAUGGGACGAUUGUGCAUCGAGGUCACGCCAGCUUCGAAGAUUGCCACGAUCAGCGAACCAUUGUGCAUAGGUUGCGGUAUCUGUCCGAAAAAGUGCCCUUUCGAGGCCAUCACCAUCAUCAAAUUGCCCACCAACUUGGAAGCGGAAACAACACAUAGAUACUCGGCCAACUCAUUCAAGCUUCACAGAUUGCCGACACCGAGAGCAGGACAGGUGCUUGGUCUCGUCGGAACCAAUGGAAUUGGAAAGAGCACGGCGUUGAAAAUCCUGGCAGGCAAGCAGAAGCCGAACUUGGGCAGGUAUGAUGUGAGUAUUUGGUGUAAUCUGAACAGGGGACGGAGCAAUGCGGCGUGCGCCCGCUCGUCUAGAGUAGCUGCAAUGCGCACGAGUCGCUUCUUGGAGCGGCGACCUUACUCACAGCACGUCAUCCAUGCGCGUCUCAGGAACCUCCCGACUGGCAGGAGAUUCUGAAAUACUUCAGAGGAUCGGAGCUGCAGAACUUCUUUCAGAAAGUGCUAGAGGACAAUAUCAAGGCUUUGAUUAAGCCGCAGUACGUGGAUCACAUCCCUAGGGCGAUCAAGGGCAGUGCGACUGUGGACAGCAUGCUGAUGGGAAAGCUGGAGAGGGGAGAUGAUGUCAAGGGCCACGUCAUUGAUGUGUUGGACCUGAAGGAGGUGCUGGAAAGAGACGUGAAGAACUUGAGUGGUGGAGAGCUGCAAAGAUUCGCCAUCGGCAUGAGUGUGGUGCAGAAAGCGAACAUGUGAGUGCAGGCAAGCUUGAGUUGCUGUCUGGUAUGCUGACCGAGAUUCACCUGGCAUGGCAUCUAGGUACAUGUUCGACGAGCCUUCAUCAUACCUGGACGUCAAGCAGCGUCUCAAUGCAGCCAAGAUGAUCAGAAGUCUGUUGGACAACGAAACUUACGUCAUCGCUGUCGAGCACGACUUGAGCGUUCUUGACUACUUGUCUGACUUUAUCUGCUGCUUGUACGGCGUGCCAUCUGUGUAUGGUGUUGUCACAGUACCGAGCCCUGUCAGAGAUGGUGAGCGGAACACGAAAGAUGUGCCUCCACGUCAAACUCGGUGGACUGACGCCAUUUGCAUUUGACCUGUGCAGCGAUCAACAUCUUCCUGGAUGGCUACAUCCCUGCAGAGAACAUGCGAUUCAGAGAGGAAUCGCUCACUUUCAAGAUCGCAGAGACGGCCGAUGAGAUCAUUGAGCGGUCAAGGUCCUUCUCUUACCCCAAGAUGUCUAAGCAACUGGGCACAUUCAAGCUGGAAAUUGAGGCAGGAGACUUUGCCGACUCUGAGAUCUUGGUGUUCCUGGGAGAGAAUGGAACGGGCAAGACGACGUUCGUGAAGAUGCUGGCAGGCAAGCUGGAACCGGAUGACAAUGGGCCAAAGAACAAAUUGCCCGCGAUGAACGUCAGCUUGAAGCCUCAGACUAUCGCACCAAAGUUCCAAGGCUCUGUCCGAAUGCUUUUGCUCAAGCAGAUCAAGGCAGCCUUCAUGCAUCCUCAGUUCCAGACGGAUGUUGUCAAGCCGAUGAACCUGGACAACAUCAUCGACCAGGAUGUUCAAACUCUCAGUGGUGGUGAAUUGCAGCGUGUUGCACUUGUGCUUGCGCUUGGCAAACCGGCGGAUGUCUACUUGAUCGACGAGCCUUCCGCAUACCUGGACUCAGAGCAACGUAUCCUGGCCGCGAAAGUCAUCAAGCGCUUCAUUCUGCACAGCAAAAAGACUGCCAUGAUCAUUGAGCACGGUGAGUUUUGGCAGACCUUUCGCGCUCAGAGCCACCGAACUGAGCCUGGCCCGCUCCUGUGCAUCUCAGACAUCAUCAUGGCUACCUACCUCGCCGACCGAGUCAUCGUCUACGAGGGGACGCCCUCCGUUCAAGCUCGGGCAAAGGCACCCGAGUCGCUGCUGACUGGUAUGAACAGUUUCUUGUCAGCACUCGAGGUUACAAUGCGACGUGAUCCAAGUGAGUGUAGCGUCGCCAAGCACUGCAGAUUCAGAAGCUGACGUGACGAUCUGGGGCUUCCUCUCACAGCAACGAUGAGACCGCGAGUGAACAAGUUCAACUCGGUGAAAGACAAGGAGCAGAAGAGCUCCGGAAACUACUUCUUCCUCGAUGAGAACGACAAUUAG